Messenger RNA from Miscanthus lutarioriparius, 555 nucleotides. The record is from the annotation of a GenBank genome assembly. NCBI's taxonomy places the organism in Eukaryota, Viridiplantae, Streptophyta, Magnoliopsida, Poales, Poaceae.
AUGGACCCCACCGGCGGCGACGGCGACUCCGCGGCGACGAGAGGGAACGGAGGCGGAGGGGGAACGGGGGCCGGCCGGUGGGCGGUGGUCGCUGUGUGCGGGGGGCUGGUCUACUACCACUGCGCGGUGCGGCGAGCCAGCGUGGCGUCCCUCGCCGCCGACGUGCUCCUCGUCCUCCUCUGCUCGCUCUCCAUUCUCGGCCUCCUCUUCCGCCACCUCCACAUCUCGGUGCCUGUGGAUCCUCUAGAAUGGCAGAUCUCUCAGGAGAUGGCAAAUAGCAUAGUUGCAUCCUUGGCUAACACAAUAGGAGCUGCCGAGUCUGUAUUAAGGGUGGCUGCAACUGGACAUGACAAGAAGCUGUUUUUCAAGGUGGUUUUUACAUUGUAUUUCCUAGCUGCUUUGGGAAGGGUGGUGUCAGGUGCUGCGGUUGCUUAUGCUGCCCUAUGCAUCUUCUGCCUCUACAUGUUUGCACAAAGCACCGAUCUGUUUGAUCAGCUCCCUUCUUGGGUCCCUGUGGGAAGGGAUUCUUUGGGCGGUAGUCAGGAUACCGCGUGA